This is a messenger RNA of Capsella rubella, 1207 nucleotides long. Its product is annotated as protein LOW PSII ACCUMULATION 3, chloroplastic. Bases 52 to 1005 code for a protein of 317 amino acids. The transcript has 9 exons. NCBI's taxonomy places the organism in Eukaryota, Viridiplantae, Streptophyta, Magnoliopsida, Brassicales, Brassicaceae. The record is from RefSeq and is a predicted model, not a curated record.
AAUUCUGAACCAUUAAAAAAAACAAAAAAAAAAAACCACAGUUUGAUUUGUAUGGUCCUAAUGUCACCGUCCUUGUCCAUCGCAACCACAGUCUCACCGGCUUCUCUUGCCGGAACUCUGGUCUCUAAUUCAAAGAAUGUUUUGUGUAGUCUACAUUGGAAGAACAAUGAUGCCACCAAGACGAAUAGGAAUCUCAAGUUUAGAGUUUGUUCUGUUUCUGGAGGGUAUAACACAUCUGUGGAGAAUGUACCUUUCCCUCGUGAUUACGUUGAGCUCAUUAGCCAAGCCAAAGAAGCAGUUGAAUUGGCUAUGAAGGAUGAGAAACAGUUAAUGGAAAUUGAGUUCCCAACAUCUGGCUUAGCAUCUGUGCCAGGUGAUGGUGAAGGAGCUACAGAAAUGACAGGAAGUAUAAAUAUGAUACGCGAGUUUUGUGACCGGCUAUUAGCUCCUGAAAAGGCUCGAACCACAAGAAUUUUCUUCCCGGAAGCAAACGAAGUCAAAUUUGCUCAGAACACCGUCUUUGGAGGAACUUACUUUAAGUUGGAUUAUCUAACAAAACCCUCUCUUUUUGAGGACUUUGGUUUCUUUGAGAGAGUAAAAAUGGCGGAUCGUGUGAAGCCAGAAGACGAACUGUUCCUUGUCGCAUACCCAUAUUUUAAUGUCAAUGAGAUGCUUGUAGUGGAAGAGCUCUACAAGGAAGCUGUUGUAAACACUGAACGAAAACUAAUCAUCUUCAAUGGAGAACUAGACCGCAUAAGAUCUGGCUACUAUCCAAAGUUCUUUUACCCGAAACUGGCUGCACUGACCAAGACCCUUCUUCCGAAGAUGGAGACAGUGUACUACAUCCACAACUUCAAGGGACAAAAAGGAGGUGUCCUUUUCAGAUGUUAUCCAGGUCCAUGGCAAGUCCUGAGGAGAACAAGGAACAAAUACAUAUGUGUUCAUCAGCAAGAAUCCAUGCCUUCUCUCAAGGAAGUUGCCUUAGACAUUCUUGCGUCGGCUUGAGAUUCUUGUACUGAAACCUCUUCAUAUAUCAAUCUAAUUCUGAGUACAUUGUAAACUUGAUAAACGUAGCCAUUCAUAGUUUAUAAGAAAUUUUCAUACCUUUAUAGCACGUCCGGUUGUUCAUGAACUUGAAUUUACAUAGUGGUUAGACAUUAGACUAUUAGUGUGAGAUUUGAAGUGUAAAGGAAACAUGUUUUUUACC